Molecule: messenger RNA, 1155 nt
Organism: Drosophila santomea
Lineage: Eukaryota; Metazoa; Arthropoda; Insecta; Diptera; Drosophilidae
Exons: 1
Coding region: 127-1155 (342 amino acids)
Source: RefSeq, a predicted model, not a curated record
CAUGCAGCCAGUGGCGCCGCGGGGGCCCGCUGCACAUUGUGGUGGUGCACAGUGGUUCUGGUUGCGAUCAGCCUGACGACGCUCCUCCGGCCGGGCUCAGUUUCAGCCUCAGCCCUCGCGGUGCCAAUGCCGGGAUCCAGUCACACCUUGCAGCAGGGUCACCAGGGAUCCGCCACCCCGCCAAGGUGGUCGGUCAUUGAGAUACUUAGUCGAACUAAGCCCGGUAAGCGGGCGAGUAGAACCGGUGGCAAGUGUCUGAGAUGCCAGAGCAGCGAUUCGAACAGCAGUUCAAUAUCGAAUGCAACUGGAAGCGGCGGCGAAAGUGAGACCUCUGUGGCAAGUGCGCAGGCGCAGAGCGCUGUAUAUAGUGGUAGUGCAAUUUUGUGCAGUGUAAAUAGUGCAAAUAAUACGCGUAAGUUAAAUUUAAUUCUGAGCAAGUCGCAUCAAAAGCGAGGGGAGCGAUUCGCUGUUGGCACAAAUUUGCAAAAUAAAUUACCAGCAUCGAGUGCGGAUUGCCACUUAAGUCCAAGUGCCGAGACAAAUAUUCGUACCACAACCACAGCCGAUCCACCGCGAUCCCCGUCCUGUCCGCCGUGUCCAUAUAGUCAUCUUCAUCUUCCUCGUCAUUGGCAUCGGCAUCGGCACCGCCAUCGUCCUCGUCAUAGACAGCAGCAUCAUCGUCAUUAUCAUCAUCGUGGUUGUCGUUGUCGUUGUCGUUGUCGCGACGCGUCGCAGUCUGCAUCCGCAUCGCCCGCGUCUAUGCUCUUGCCAUAUCAAAUUAAUCAACGUGCUACAUUGUUGCAGCACUCUGCAACAGCAACAACAACAGCAACAACGGCAACUAUAUCAACUACAUUGCCACAUGUGCCCGGGGCAGCAGCAACAAAAAACGUAUCUCUGCGUGCCGUGCCUCGUAUUUUUAAACGCAAACGUGAUACGGUCCAAACAGCGACCACUGCAUCACCUUUGACCCCGCAGCAACAUCCAACAGUCGCAGCAGCUACAUCCACAACAACCACGCGGAUAUCGCGACUCGAAUUCAUACUUUACACGGAAGUCUACCAAGUCGAGGAGGAUUCGGUUUCCCCCAGCGAUUUUAGUCCGCAAUCCAACGUGGGGAGUGACGAUCCCUUCUGGCAAAACUACGGUAAGUGA